Molecule: messenger RNA, 960 nt
Organism: Liolophura sinensis
Lineage: Eukaryota; Metazoa; Mollusca; Polyplacophora; Chitonida; Chitonidae
Product: 1,5-anhydro-D-fructose reductase-like
Exons: 1
Coding region: 1-960 (319 amino acids)
Molecular function (GO): oxidoreductase activity
Source: RefSeq, a predicted model, not a curated record
AUGUCCCGUCAUCUUACGCUUCUCAACGCCGUCAAAAAGCUGGAGAUGCCCUCGCUGGGCCUGGGAACAUAUCUGAUGAAGGGAAGCGAGGGCAGGCUAGCGGUUGACAAGGCCUUGUUCUACGGGUACCGGCAUAUAGACACUGCUAGACGAUACGAUAACGAAGAUGACGUUGGCGAUGUGGUGCAGGCAAAGGUCAGACAUGGGGCUCUGAAACGUGCAGAUCUUUUUAUCACCACGAAAAUUCCGUCCGUUUAUUUUGCACCAGCAGACGUUAAAGCGAGCUUGGAAGAAUCUUUAGAGGCUCUUAAAACCCCUUAUGUGGAUAUGCUGUUACUUCACUACCCAUGGGGAAAUAAGAAUCGUGGUGACGGCAUUCAUUUACCAGUUAAUGCUCAAGGUGAACGAGAGCUGGAGAAUUAUGACUUAAACAAAACCUGGACAGCCAUGGAAAAAGUGGUGGAUAGCGGAAAGGCAUUGGCGAUCGGAAUGUCAAACUUUUCUAUUCGAUUAAUGGAGGGUAUAUGGCAGAAUGCCAGAAUCAAGCCAGCAAAUUUGCAGUGUGAAUGCCAUGUGUACCUACAACAACAGAAUCUUCUACGCUACUGUAAAUCCAGGAAUAUGGUCAUGACAGCUUAUGCCCCUUUUGGUGCACCAGGUUUACCAAAGAGAGCUCCGAACGAACCAUUCCCAUUGGAGGAUGCGAUUGUGAAAAACGUAGCAAAGAAACAUAAACGCAGUGCAGGGCAGGUGUUGCUUCGUCACAUGCUCCAGAGGAACAUUGUCGUAAUUCCCAAAAGUAGCUCUGAGAAGAGAAUACGAGAAAAUAUUGAGGUUUACAAUUUUGAACUGGACGAAAGUGACAUGCAAAACCUAAACAAACUGGAUCGAAAUUUAAAAUUGUUCCCUUUUGAAUGGGCUAAAAGACAUCCCCUUUAUAUGCCUGGUGAGGAAUUCUAG